UGACUCACUAAACGAAAAUAAUACAAAUCAUCUCUCUCUCUCCUCUUCACUAUGUCCACUUGUUCCUUCUUUAUUCGCCCUUCCCUUGUCGAGAUCCGAUUCGCAAACAUAGCGUUCAAUUUCAUGGUAGCUGAGAGAAGGGCUUCGCUCCUCUUCCACUACCUCUUUAUCCUAAUCCUAAUGGCCGUCACCUCUUUCCUCCCAGCCGACGCCGCCUCCGCCACCGCCGCGGCCGCUCGCGUCCCCGACAGCCACCCCUGCUGCCGCGAUCAAAGCAAGAAGAAGAUGAAGAAGAAGAGAAGGCUGCCUCUGCCUCCGCCUCCCCCCUCCAGAUCUCUCCCUCCGCCGCCCCCUUCGUCCACCUCGUGGGAGCAUUUCAAGAACCUGCUCAGCUGCCGCUCCGCUGGGGAGCAGGUCCACGACCCAGCGUCGCGCCUCGGCCGCGCCUUCUGCGGGUCGUCCAUCUGCGCGCUCCGCGACGUCGUCCACGGGAACACCCGCGUCGUCCACCGCUCCGACACCGACAUUUCCUCCGACGCCGCCAGCUCCCUCUCCCUCUCCCAGAACGAGACCGCACAGCUAGCGCGCUCCGCCCGCCACCGCCCAGCGCCUCCGGUGGCCUCACUUAACUGCGGCAGAGGCGGGUACUACUCUCCUCUUCCCAAGCUCUCCGGCUGCUACGAGUGUCACGCCGUCUCCGUCGAUUCCUCUUCCCGGAGGUAUCCGAGGCCGAGAGAGACGCUGUGUGCUUGCUCCGACUGCGGCGAGGUGUUCACGAAGCCUGAAACCCUAGAAUUGCAUCAAAUCACACGACACGGAGUGUCCGAAUUGGGGCCGGAGGACUCGGGACGCAACAUCGUGGAGAUAAUCUUCAAGUCCAGCUGGCUCAAAAGUGACCGUCCGAUCUGUAAGAUCGAGCGCAUCCUCAAGGUCCACAACCCACCGCGCACUGUCGCGCGCUUUGAGGACUAUCGCGCCGCCGUCAAAUCCCGCGCUCUCCCGCACUCCGCUACUGGCGGCGGAGGCGCCUGCCACAACCACCGCUCCCGCUGCGCAGCUGACGGAAACGAGCUCCUCCGCUUCCACUGCACCUCCCUCUCCUGCCCCCUCGGCGCCAGCGGCUCCACCUCGCUCUGCUCCAACACCGGCGGCACUUCCUCUCCUAUCGUCGCCUGCGGCGUCUGCGCCAUUAUCCGCCAAGGCUUCGUGCGGGCGAACCACCCGCACGGAGUGAGGACGACGGCCAGCAGCGGCCGCGCGCACGACUGCGGCCCCAUGACUGACGCCACGGAGGACCGGCUGCGGGCCAUGCUGGUUUGCCGCGUCAUCGCCGGUCGGGUGCGGCGCCCGGGCGAGGACCCGGCAACGGAGGACGCUUACGACUCGGUGGCCGUGGCCGAGGCCGAGGCCGACGGAGCCUGCGGCGCGUACGGCAACCUGGAGGAGCUGCUGGUGGCGAAUCCGAGGGCCAUCCUCCCCUGCUUCGUCGUCAUCUAUCGGGCCCUCGAUUAGGACAAUCCUCAGUUAAGAAACGAAAAUUAUUAACUGGGUAAUUAAAUGCUCCACAACUAUUUGUAUUUAAUGCUUGCGUCAAACGCAAUGGUGACCACGAUAGAGAAAAAUUCAGAGUUAGCUCACCGUCUGCGUCUCCAAACUCAAAAGUCUUAACCUUGUCAAAUGUAUUGCUUUUCUUGGUUGUACAUAAAGAUUCUUCUUGUCUCGUG
Molecule: messenger RNA, 1724 nt
Organism: Zingiber officinale
Lineage: Eukaryota; Viridiplantae; Streptophyta; Magnoliopsida; Zingiberales; Zingiberaceae
Exons: 3
Coding region: 52-1512 (486 amino acids)
Source: RefSeq, a predicted model, not a curated record